AUGUCGGAUAUCCUCCAAAUCACCGACCUCUCCCUCCAUCUUCCCAAUGGUCUAGGUCCUUCCGCCUUUUCACUCUCACCACCUCCUCCAUGUCCCGUUCUUCUCUCCGUCACUAUUCAUCUCCGACCUCACGUCAUCCCACUAUGCGCACAAGACGACGAUAUGGCGUCUUUAGGCAUCAACUACUCAUCCCUUUCCAAAGCGCUCUACAAGCAAGCUUGCGAUCCUACCAUAACAUGGACCGGUCCGGAAGCAUUUUUGGAAGCUAUGAGAGGUGUAGUCUCCGAUAUAGGUGGUGAGGCGGUAGAUAAGGUGGAGAUGACCGUGAAGAUGGGGAAGGGCUUGUUACAUGCCGAUUACGUCGAAUAUGGUAGGAUGUACGUCUAUGGGCCUAGACGAGGGAAUGAGGAGAAAAGAUGGUGCUUUAUCCACAACCUCAGAGUGACGUGUAUAGUCGGAUUGCACGCACAUGAGAGGAAAGAGACGCAGAGGGUGGAAGUGGAUCUCAGAGUUGAGGGAUAUAGGCUGGAUGGAUGGUCUCAUAAGUCAUUGGCGGAUGAAGUGUACUCAUACCUACUCAAAUCCCCCUUCGGAACAUUAGAAUCAAUGAUUCAUCAUCUAUCUCAAUACACCCUACAACUACCUUUAUUCGCUUCACCUCCAUCCUCCACAACACCCACCCCUGCUCACACUCUCCAGACUUUGACGGCCCCACCACCUUCUGCGUAUCCGCCGAUCAUAAACAACCCUACGCUCCUCCUGACAAUAAGAAAACCUAGCGCUUUACCAUUCGCAGUGCCUAGUAUAACCGUACGACGGACAUUGGCGGACUAUCCGAAUUCUUCUCAAGCCAUUUCUCAUGGGGGUUCAGUGGGAGGAAAUGAGGAAAGGGUAAUAAUCGCUGUUGGAUCCAAUAUAGGUGAUAGAGCCAAAAACAUCCAUCUUGCAUUGAGAGAAUUGGAAGAUCAAGGAGUGAAGAUAAUGGGGACAAGUAGAUUGUACGAGAGUGAACCUAUGUAUGUGGAAGAUCAAGACAGGUUUGUGAAUGGUGUUGUCGAGUUAUCCACUUCUCUCCCUCCACUGGACCUCCUCCGGCUACUUAAACGUACCGAGACUCUCAUCGGCCGUACUCCAAGUUAUCGGAACGGUCCCCGUGUCAUCGAUCUUGAUCUAAUUUCCUAUUCUCACAUGUCAUGUUUGAUCGGUACGCCUGGAUCACCUCCCGAUGAUGACGGAGUAGGAUGGUUAGAAAUACCUCAUCCACGCUUGGCAGAGAGAGAAUUUGUCUUACGACCUUUGGCUGAUCUUAUACCAUCUUUCACCCAUCCAUCUCUUCCUUCCGUCUCUCACAUGCUCUCCGCUUUGAUGAGAAAGGGGAAAUCUUCGUUGUCACCUAUCAUACCAUUCUGGGACGCUCGACCUUCACUUCAUCACGAACAUCCUUAUCUCCCUCCGCUUCCCAGCACCCAACCAGGUUCUCCACACCAACCAUCUCGUAAUAAGGAUACGUUCGACGAACUGUCAUUCCAUGAUGAUGAGCUCAAGCAGGUACUCGUCAACCCACUCCGACUCGACCCUCAACUCGGUCCAAUCAUCAUGGGUAUAUUCAACGCCACACCCGAUUCUUUUUCUGACGGUUCCUCGACUCAUCUCCAUCUUCCAUCUGCUAUAUCAACUUGUGAAUCACUUCUCUCUCCUUACCCACCUUCUAUACUAGAUAUAGGUGGAAUGUCCACCCGACCCGGUUCUGAACCAUGUACCGAAAUAGAAGAGAUUGAUCGUGUUAUACCUCUCAUUCGUUCUAUCCGAUCUCAUUCAAACCCUAUCCUUCGAACCAUCCCUAUUUCCAUCGACACUUAUCGACCUAUAGUAGCGAAAAUGGCAGUGGAAGCAGGAGCGAAUAUGAUCAAUGAUGUUCAUGGUGGGAAAGAAGAAGGAAUGUUAGAAAUGAUGGCUGAGUUAGACGUUCCUGUUAUUAUCAUGCAUUCUAGGGGAGAUUCGAAAUCUAUGGUUUUGCCAGAGAUGAAAUUGUAUGAGAAGGGUGUGGUGGAGGGGGUCAAGGAGGAAUUGAGGGGGAGAGUGAAGGAAGCGUUGAAGAAAGGUGUGAAGAGAUGGAAUAUCAUUUUGGAUCCAGGGUUAGGGUUUGCGAAGACUUACGAAGACAACCUCAGGAUUUUAGCCAAUCUAAUAGAUUUCACGGGGAUAGAAGAAAUAGAUAUAAGGACGUAUCCAUGGUUGAUAGGUGCAAGUAGGAAAGGUUUCAUAGGUCAAGCUAUCGGUCGAGAGAUUCCAAAUGAGAGAGAUUGGGGUGACGCAGUUUGGAUAUCUCAUUGUGUUGAUCAAGGUGUUGGGUUGGUAAGGGUACAUGAUGUUAGAGGUGCAAGGGAGACGAUGAAGAUGAGAUUGGCCAUUGGGGAUUCUGAUAAGUAA
Messenger RNA from Tremella mesenterica DSM 1558, 2430 nucleotides. RefSeq lists its product as uncharacterized. Gene Ontology annotation, biological process: tetrahydrofolate biosynthetic process. Gene Ontology annotation, molecular function: dihydropteroate synthase activity; 2-amino-4-hydroxy-6-hydroxymethyldihydropteridine diphosphokinase activity; dihydroneopterin aldolase activity. Lineage: Eukaryota; Fungi; Basidiomycota; Tremellomycetes; Tremellales; Tremellaceae. The transcript is spliced from 6 exons. The record is from RefSeq and is a predicted model, not a curated record. Gene Ontology annotation, cellular component: mitochondrial envelope. Bases 1 to 2430 code for a protein of 809 amino acids.